Messenger RNA from Ogataea parapolymorpha DL-1, 1359 nucleotides. Its product is annotated as Kynurenine 3-monooxygenase. Gene Ontology annotation, biological process: NAD+ metabolic process; L-tryptophan catabolic process; quinolinate biosynthetic process. Gene Ontology annotation, cellular component: mitochondrial outer membrane. NCBI's taxonomy places the organism in Eukaryota, Fungi, Ascomycota, Pichiomycetes, Pichiales, Pichiaceae. Bases 1 to 1359 code for a protein of 452 amino acids. The transcript has a single exon. The record is from RefSeq and is a predicted model, not a curated record. Gene Ontology annotation, molecular function: FAD binding; kynurenine 3-monooxygenase activity; NAD(P)H oxidase H2O2-forming activity.
AUGGUGGAAUCUAAAGAGUCUGUGGGCGUUAUUGGAGCUGGGCUCGUCGGUGCGUUGGUGGCACUUGGUCUUGCCAAGCAAGGGUAUAAGGUCACACUUUAUGAUCUUCGUUCGGAUCCAAGAACCGCCAAGGAGACGAGCCUACGGUCAAUUAAUCUGGCCGUUAGUGAGCGAGGUAUCCGGGCCUUGAGAUACGUUGAUGAGGAAAUGGCCGAGCGAGUGUUAGAUGGAAUCAUUCCCAUGCACGGCCGGAUGAUUCACGAUCUGGAUGGAAACCAGGAAUCCCAGUUGUAUGGACUUUUCGGUGAGGCCAUCAACUCCAUUGACCGCAAGAAGCUGAAUCAAAGCCUGAUUGAGGAAAUUGAGCUUUUCAACUCAACCGCAAAAUCCAAGAUUGAGCUGAUUUUCGAGGCCAAGGUCACCAGCGUGCAAGUGAAUGGCGGAGUGACCAUCGAUUACGUCCAUGCUGGCGAGCCUCAAAGAGACCACAAAGAUUUCGUGGUGGGUGCGGACGGCACUUACUCAGUGGUGAGACAAAGUCUGCAGAAGCUGAUCAGAAUGAACUAUAGCCAGGAGUAUAUUGACAUGUGCUACCUGGAAAUGUACAUUCCUCCAGGCCCAAAUGGUAGCUUCCGGAUCGACCCCAAUAGACUGCAUAUCUGGCCACGCAAGACGUUUAUGCUGAUUGCCCUGGCCAACCAGGAUGGAUCGUUCACGUCUACGUUUUUUGGUCCCUGGGAGUUAGUGGAGUCGCUCCAGUCGCCCAAGACCAUUGAGUUUUUCUUCAAGAAAAACUUCAAGGAUGCCAUUCCGCUGAUCGGCCUCGAUAAAAUAAUCGAGUGUUUCACCACGUAUCCGCGGGGUGCGCUGAUGCAAGUGAACUGCAGCAAAUACAAUUUCGAGGACAAGUGUAUUAUUAUUGGAGACGCAGCUCACUCAAUGGUGCCCUUCUACGGCCAAGGAAUGAACUGUGGGUUUGAGGAUGUGCGGAUUCUGCUAGAGCUGCUUGAAAAAAAUAGACACGAUAGACGCACUGCCUUCGACACGUAUACGGAAUCAAGGGCUGAAGACCUUAAAGCAAUCCUGAAACUCGCGCUGAGAAACUACCACGAGAUGUCGAGCGACGUGACUUCUUCCAUUUAUCUGUUCAGAAAGAAGUUGGAUGGUGUUUUGGGCAGAUUGAUGCCGCAGCAUUGGAUUCCGCUCUACACUAUGGUGUCCUUCAGAUCGGACAUCAGCUACUCGGACGCUGUCAAAUUCAGCCAGAAGCAGCAGCGAAUCCUCAAAUGGGCCGAAUGGGGCGCCGUGGGCUCAAUUUUGGCAGGCAGUGCACUGUAUCUAGCCAGAAGAAGUAAGUAG